AUGAACACCGCAUACAUCCGUUCCUUCUGUGUCCAACAGGAGCAGUGCAACAGUCUGGGCGGCCAUCUUGUUUCAGUCUCCAACCCUCGACAGUACAGCUUCCUGCAGCAGAUGACUCAAACCGCCGGUCAGACCAUUGCCUGGCUGGGAGGAUUCAACCUGCAGGGCCGCUGGCUGUGGAUUGACAGGGAGGGUUUCUACUACACUAACUGGUCCAGCCAGUUAGCUGCCAGCGGCAGUCCCUGCAUCUUCCUCAACUCUGCCAGUAAGUUAGUAUGGUCCAUCAGAUGCAGAGCUUGAAGUUCUGCUGCAGUGGACCUACUGAACUGAGUCAUUAAUUGAUCUCCCAUCUACAGGGGUUAGACAAUGAAACUGAAACAACUGUCAUUUUGGUGUGGGAGGUUUCAUGGCUAAAUUGGACCAGCCUGGUAGCCAGUCUUCAUUGAUUGCACAUUGCACCAGUAAGAGCAGAGUGU
Girardinichthys multiradiatus is the source of this 476-nucleotide messenger RNA. Its product is annotated as ladderlectin-like. Bases 1 to 300 code for a protein of 99 amino acids. The record is from RefSeq and is a predicted model, not a curated record. NCBI's taxonomy places the organism in Eukaryota, Metazoa, Chordata, Actinopteri, Cyprinodontiformes, Goodeidae. The transcript is spliced from 2 exons.